CAUCAUCGCCGCGCGCCGCCGCCCCGGAGUGACGCGCGGGCUGCCGGCACCUGCCAGCAUGGAGGAGGCGGGGGCAGGCGGCGGCGGAGCCGCGGCCCCGGCCCUCGCCGAGCUGCUGGCGGACGAAUGUUAUGCUGACUUCUUCAGAGAAGACUUUGAUGUGAAAGCUUACACUUCCCAGUCUAUCCAUCAGGCUGUGAUAGCUGAGCAACUGGCAAAACUUGCCCAAGGUAUUAGUCAGUUGGAUAAAGAGCUUCAUUUACAAGUUGUAGCAAGACAUGAAGACCUGUUGGCCCAAGCAACUGGAAUUGAAUCCCUGGAAGGUGUCCUCCAAAUGAUGCAGACUAGAAUUGGUGCUCUACAAAGUACUGUUGAUAGAAUUAGAGUCAAAAUUGUUGACCCCUACAACAAAAUAGUGUCUCGCACAGCUCAGCUAGCAAAACUUCAAGCUGCCUGUGACUUGUUGCGGAGGAUAAUACGCAUCUUGUAUCUCAGUAAGAGGCUUCAAGGACAACUGCAAGGAGGAAGCAGAGAGAUAACAAAAGCUGCCCAGAGUCUCAAUGAACUUGAUUACCUUUCUCAAGGGAUAGAUCUCUCUGGAAUAGAAGUAAUUGAAAAUGAUCUGCUUUUUAUUGCAAGAGCUCGGCUUGAGGUGGAAAAUCAGGCUAAAAGGUUGCUUGAGCAAGGUGUGGAGACUCAGAAUCCUACUCAAGUGGGAACUGCUCUUCAGGUUUUCCAUAACCUUGGGACUUUGAAGAAUACCAUUGCUAAUGUGGUAGACGGAUACUGUGCAGUCCUGGAGGAGAACAUAAAAAAUGCUUUGGAUAUCAAAGUAUUGACCCAACCAUCUCAAACUGUUACAAGAGGUGGCCCUGGUAGAGCUGCUAUGCCAACACCUGGGAACACAGCAGCUUUUCGAGCAGCCCUCUGGACAAACAUGGAGAAACUCAUGGAUCAGAUCUGUGCUGCUUGCGGACAGGUGCAGCAUUUGCAGAAAGUAUUGACAAAGAAAAGAGAUCCUGUGUCACAUGUCUGCUUCAUAGAGGAAAUAGUUAAGGAUGGCCAGUCUGAUAUUUUGUACAAAUUCUGGACUGCAGUAACUCAGACACUUUCCUCUCAGUUUCAGUCAGCAACAGACUCCUCUAUGUUUUUGAAACAAGCUUUUGAAGGAGAAUACCCUAAAUUACUGAGGCUUUACAAUGACUUGUGGAAGCGCCUGCAACAAUAUAGUCAAAAUAUUCAGAGGAAUUUUAACACAAAUGGAACUACUGAUCUCUUUGCUGAACUACAACAAAUGGAAGAAGAUACACAGGACAUAUUCAUGCAAAAAAACCAAGAUUAUGAUCCAGAAAAGGCAUUGAAAGAUUCGUUGCAACAGUAUGAAGCUGCUUAUUUGUCAAAAUCCUUAUCUCGGCUCUUCGACCCCAUCAAUCUUGUCUUCCCUCCUGGAGGUCGGAAUCCUCCUUCUUCUGAUGAGCUUGACAGCAUCGUUAAAACUAUAGCCAGUGAGCUAAAUGUGGCUGCUGUUGAUCCAGACCUGAGUUUAGCUGUGGCAAAAAAUGUGGCAAAGACCAUUCAGCUCUAUGGUGUAAAGUCUGAGCAGCUUCUUUCUACUCAAGGAGAUGCCAGUCAGGUGAUUGGACCUCUCACAGAGGGACAGAGGAGGAACGUGGCCGUGGUGAAUUCACUGUACAAACUGCACCAGUCGGUUCUGAAGGUCAUUACCAACCAGAGCUCAUUUCCAGCAGCCGCUGAGCAAACAGUCACAACUGCAUUAAAGGCAGUCCAUGAUCUAAUGGGUAGUGCUGUUCAACCGUUACUGAACUCUGUAGGAGAUUCAGUAGAAGCUAUUAUCAUCACUAUGCACCAGGAAGAUUUUUCUGGAUCAUUAUCCAGCUCAGGAAAACCAGAUGUCCCUUGUUCUUUGUACAUGAAAGAACUACAGGGUUUUAUAGCAAGAGUCAUGAGCGACUACUUCAGACAUUUUGAGUGUUUCGACUUUGUCUUUGAUAACACUGAAGCCAUGGCUCAAAGAGCAAUUGAACUUUUCAUUCGCAAUGCCAGUCUAAUAAGACCCCUCGGUGAAGGUGGGAAGAUGCGGCUUGCGGCGGAUUUUGCACAGAUGGAGUUAGCAGUAGCACCACUGUGUCGGCGAGUCUCUGACCUAGGAAAAUCUUACAGACAGCUGAGGUCAUUCAGACCGCUGCUGUUCCAGACCAGUGAGCAUAUUGCCAGUAGCCCAGCUCUGGGAGAAGUUAUUCCAUUCAGCAUUAUUCUUCAGUUCUUAUUUACAAGAGCACCACCAGAGUUAAAAUCACCCUUCCAGAGGGCUGAGUGGUCCAUUGCCCGCUACUCCCAGUGGCUUGAUGAUCAUCCAUCUGAAAAAGACAGGCUUGCUCUCAUACGCAUGAAGGGUGGGAUUUACCUGGCCAGAGGUAUAUCACCUAGACUGCCUUUAUAGUCAACAGAGAGAAACAGGCGCUGCUGGGGCUGAUUCAUCUCAUCCUGAAUGGUGCCCUGGAAGCCUACGUUCAGUCAGUGAGGACAAGAGAGGGGAAGGAGUUUGCCCCUGUCUAUCCCAUAAUGGUUCAGCUGCUGCAGAAAGCGAUGUCAACCCUUCAGUGAACAUCUCUGGGCAACCCCCUCAGCACGGGGAAGAGACAGUAACACGCUCAUGGCUCUUCAGUGCCCCACACAUACUUAUGGUUCAUGUAAAUUACUCCCAGCUACCCAAGCUUCACAAUGAAAUGUGGUUACCUACUUCAUCUGUGAAACUUGUGUCUUCCUGCUUUACAUUUGCAUUAUAGGAACUUAGAUUAUAAAGGAAAUUGUACAACUUUUAUGUGCCGUAAGUCUAUACUGAAUAAAAAUGUUCUUUAGCAUUCCUUUUGAAUUUAGAAGGUAUAAAAUUAGCAUAUACUCAAAUAUUAUAGUGUAAUUGCUGAGUAUCUCAAGGAAUUAGCUCUUUUCCUACAUGUGUAAUUUUAAACAGUUGGAUACAGAAAAUCAUACUUUUGAUGCUAGAAUCAUCAGUUUCCAUCUAAAAAUCACUAAUUUUAACACAAGGAAAAAUAUUUAUAAAUAAUGUAACCAAUUCUCUGUUGCACUAUUUGCUUUGAAAUAAUUUAUAUUGAUUUCAACUCUCUUUUUGCUUUGACUGUAAUAAAGAACAUUGACUAUCCA
This is a messenger RNA of Grus americana (Whooping crane), 3183 nucleotides long. RefSeq names its product component of oligomeric golgi complex 5 (gene COG5). The transcript is spliced from 23 exons. The record is from RefSeq and is a predicted model, not a curated record. NCBI's taxonomy places the organism in Eukaryota, Metazoa, Chordata, Aves, Gruiformes, Gruidae. The coding region runs from base 59 to 2461 and encodes 800 amino acids. Gene Ontology annotation, biological process: intra-Golgi vesicle-mediated transport. Gene Ontology annotation, cellular component: COG complex.